Molecule: messenger RNA, 1995 nt
Organism: Schizophyllum commune H4-8
Lineage: Eukaryota; Fungi; Basidiomycota; Agaricomycetes; Agaricales; Schizophyllaceae
Exons: 17
Coding region: 1-1995 (664 amino acids)
Source: RefSeq, a predicted model, not a curated record
AUGACUGUCUGGCCAGACGAUGGUCAGGGCGCCCCCAUCCCUCCAGUAGCUCUGGCCAUGACGAAUUGGAUAGAGGCUGCUUUCUACGGUAUAUAUACGGCUUUAUUCUUUCAAUACAUCAUCAAUCGGUUCGAGUAUGGCAUCGGAUCGGCGGUCCCAGGCAAGGUUCGUCAUCCACAGGUGUACUUCGUUGUCACGGUCCUCAUGUACAUCAAUGGGACCGCAUUCUCCGCGCUCUCCGUUUAUGUCAAUACGACUCUCACCAACUUUGAGGCCGUCCACACCGUCUCGCCCGCAACCGGAAAGGCAUCACUUGCAGCGGGCAUCCUGACGUACAUUCAGCUGUGGCUGGGGGACCUUCUCAUCGUAUACAGAGCGCACCUGAUCUGGGAUCACGACUGGCGAGUCACCGCCGUGCCAUGGCUCACUUUACUUGCAGCCUUCAUUCUGCUAUUCACCUCGGCAACGUCCCAAGACAUUCGCCAAAUCAGCGCCGCACUCUUUCUCGCCGUCGCACAGAACGUAAUCACCAGCGGGCUCCUCGUCUACCGCCUCGUAUCACAACACUCCGGGUCCUCUCGGGCGGGAUUGCAUCGGUUCUCGCGACAAAGUGGUACCCUCAUUCGCAUGGCCUACAUAAUUUCAGAGUCUGCGGCGAUGUACCUCGUCGUGCUCGUUAUCUACACAAUCCUUUUCCAGCUCAGGCACUUCGCCGUAAUCUAUCUGCAGGUCAUGCUCUCGUCGGUGGCAGGCAUAGUCCUGCUCGCGAUAUCCGUUCGAUUCGCAGGCAUGAAGACUGGCUCUGCCGGUGGUCCCUCCAUGACCUGGCAACCGCCUUCAGAAUGGCGCAUCAGCGUCCAGUUCGCCCCCGCCGCCGCCGACUCAAGAUCAGCACAUGAAGAGACGGUGGACGAGGAGGGCGAACGAUGCAUAGAGAUGCAGCACCCGAGCUUCAACACCAAGGAGGAGAGCAAGAGGAGCUCACCCAUAACCCCACCGUCUGCUACUGGGAUACGUGCGGCUGCGCAGCCUUCUCGAGGAACACCAGACCAUACCCGGCGACGGUGUUACGGCAGCGGAGCCGUCCACAUUGCUCUGACAGGUCCUUUCCUCCAUCAGCAGCCUUCCAUAGUAGCCAGCGCAAUUCAGCAGCAGUUCUUGUGCGUAACCGCCAUGGUCGCCCUUGCAGGCGCCGGUGGGGGUGGAACCGUUACGCCUGCUGCGACGUUGCUGCUUGCAAGUUGGGUAGAGGUCCAUUUCGUCGUCACGAUCUUUAUGUAUCUGAACGGAACUGCUUGCUCUGUUCUCUCCAUCUUUAAAACCUUGGUCAAGUUGAAGGCCAUCGAUGGCCACCCGGAUUCAUCCGCCAGCGAAGAAGCCGAAUUUGCAGCGGCUACGAUGACCUUUGCUCAGGUGGUACUCGGGGAUUUCCUCACUGACUCAUACGGUCUGGAAUGGCGACUGGCGUGUGUCUUCCCUGCCUUGGCUAAUGGUCUUGGCGAACUUUGCGCAUCGCUGUUCAUAGCUGUCGCGCAGAACAUUCUUACAACAGGACUCGUCGUCUAUCGCCUUGGGAUGCAGCAUUCGGAAUCCUCCCGAGCAAAUCUCCAUCGAUUCUCAAGGAGAAAUGGCGCCCUCAUACGCAUAGCGUAUAUUAUAUCGGAGAGUGCUGCCGUAUAUCUGGCGGCGCUCGUCCUCUAUACCGUCUUCUACCACAUUAAGCAUCCGGGGCUGCUGGAGCUGAUCCUAUCGUCCGUCAUAGGAAUCGUACUCCUGGUGAUCUCCGUCCGCGUCGCUGGGAUGAAGUCCGGUUCUGCUGGCGCCGGAGGACCAUCCAUGACCUGGGCAACUCCAACGGAAUGGCGCAUCAGCGUACAAUUCGCACCCCCUGUAGACUCCUCCGGGUCCGCGCACGAGGAUACCCAGGCUGAAGGGGUCCCUUACGAAGCUGAGAUACAGCUUCCGAGGGCAGGUAGUAAGGAGGGCACGAAGUAA